This is a messenger RNA of Trematosphaeria pertusa, 528 nucleotides long. RefSeq lists its product as uncharacterized. NCBI's taxonomy places the organism in Eukaryota, Fungi, Ascomycota, Dothideomycetes, Pleosporales, Trematosphaeriaceae. The coding region runs from base 1 to 528 and encodes 175 amino acids. The record is from RefSeq and is a predicted model, not a curated record. The transcript is spliced from 5 exons.
AUGGCGGAUCCCAGCCUUUACACAUAUUCUUCGCCCUUGGAAGGAUAUCGAGGACUCGAGCCACUCCCGAACGAAAUCUCAGAGGACGGAAAGUCCUACGUCAAUCCACCAGCAGCACGGAAAAGCGAAGCAUACAACGCCUUCGUCUCGCCCAUAACCAAUGGGCGGCGCGGGGGCUUUGACAUACACAUCUACUUCUUGCAAAGUGACGCCGAGGAGUUGAAGUUCGCCACUGAGCUCUGGGAACGCAUACGGCGAGAGUUCCCAGAGCUCCGCAUAUACAAAGUGUGGGACAGACCAAUCGGGCCUCACCCCAUGGGAAUGUUUGAAGUGAAUGUUUUCACACCAGUAGAGCAAUUUGGCGCUUUCAUUCCGUGGCUGGUGAUAAAUCGGGGUCCUCUGUCGGCUUUGAUACAUCCAAACACAGAUGACGAAGAGCGAGACCACACGCAGAGGGCUACUUGGAUGGGAGGGCCACUACCACUAAACUUAAAGUUGUUUAAAAAGAGGAAAGCAGCAGGACAAUGA